Oryctolagus cuniculus (rabbit) is the source of this 1078-nucleotide messenger RNA. The record is from RefSeq and is a predicted model, not a curated record. Lineage: Eukaryota; Metazoa; Chordata; Mammalia; Lagomorpha; Leporidae.
UGACUGGACACUUACUGUGUGCCAGGCUGUGUUCUGGGAUCUGGGGGUAAAACAGCAAAGCAGACCAGGCUUCUGCAUCCCUGGUGCUGACACACUGGUAUGGGAGAGAGCCAGUAAGUAAGAGAACAAAUAAAUGAACCAGGUCAUCAUUGAUACUGACCUGUGAAAGAAAGAAAAACCGUGUUCUGUGACGGGGCAGUGAUCAAGGGAUCCUCUUUGAGCCCGUUUGAGCUGAGAGCAUGACAAGAACGAGCAAGCUGUGGGGUGACUGGUGGAAUCCUGUUCCAGGCAGGAAGAACAGCUGUGUGAAGGCCCUGUGGUGGGAGUGAGAUUGUUGUGGUCAAGGGAGCGUGUUCUGAGGCAGAGUGAAGCCCCGUGGUCCCUGUGAUCUUGGGAGGAGGCGUCACUGGCUCCACUCACUCACUGGCUGCUCCUGCCCUAAGGAGCUCGGGGCCAUGAAAGCAUCUGUGGUGUUCUCCCUUCUUGGCUUCUUGGUAGCGCCAAGUGCUGCUUACGUUUUGGGCCGUUGCACAGUGGCUAAGAAACUCCGAGAAGGAGGCCUGGAUUAUUUUGAGGGCUACAGCCUUGAAAACUGGGUGUGUCUGGCUUAUUUUGAGAGCAAGUUCAACCCCACGGCUGUCUAUGAAAACGCACCUGAUGGCUACGCAGGCUUCGGCCUCUUUCAGAUCCGCAACGAUGGCUGGUGUGACCACGGCAAGAACCUCUGCCGCAUGUCAUGCUCUGAGAUGCUGAAUCCAAAUUUAAAGAAGACAAUUGAAUGUGUCAAGAUAAUUGUAAAAGGAAAAGAAGGGAUGGGAGCAUGGCCCACCUGGUCCCAGAACUGCCAGCUCUCCGACACUCUGGGGCGCUGGCUCGACGGGUGCAAGAUGUAGCCUCCAGUGGUCCCAUGACGCUCACCAGUAGCUUCCUGGGCAUGGAGAUGCUAUUCUGUUUGCUGCCUCACUCAGUCCUGUUGAUGAUGAUCGUACCGCCUGACAACUCCAGAUGGGGAGGGACAAAUGUUGGCUUCAUCCCAGGAUGCAGGACACAGAAUAAACCAAGCAGUUACUCAAGCUGA